AUGAGUUUUGCGCAGCCAACCAAAAAAUCAUUCUCUUCGACGGUCGAUUUCAGCGAUCAGUCUUAUGAGAUGCCCUAUUUCGUCGAUGUCGAUGCGCCGGCUAUGAAGGCAAGCGGUGUUACCAGGAAGCCAAUAGCCUCGCAGCCUGAGGCAAGCACCCCUCGAAGCAUUGCUCCCACCUACGAGCUCAAGGAUCCCAAGCGAAAGACAACUCAAGAGAAUGUAGACCCCGCCACUCCCAAGGGUGCUGAACAUGGGCCACCACUUCCUCCACGAACACACAGCUUCAAGCCCAACCCGGCAGCAUUCCUGCAAAGCUUCAAGUUCCCUUCCAUUCAGCACUUCAAAAUUGAGCCGAGAGCUACAGACUCAUCUGCAUGGCUCGACAAAGACCCCCUCUUUUCUAACUGGAAGAGUUCCAAGCACACAUUGCUCUGGCUUCGAGGAUCUGAGGGAUGUGGAAAGUCGACUUUGAUGAACCAUGCUCUCCAUACUCAACUGCAAAUGGAGCCAAGCGCAAUGCAUCUAACAUGUUCUUUCUCCAUAUGCGGAAGCGAGAUUCCGAGAACGCGCCUUGGAUUGCUGAAAUCAAUCCUACAUCAGCUGAUCCCACAGGCCCCUGAGGCGUUCGAUGAUAUAAAGACUAGGUUCCAGAGGAUUCAAGAUGCCUUACCCUCCAAGCAACAAGUGGCAUGGAGUGCCCAGGAGCUCUUUGAGGACUUGACCAAAACCAUCGCCAAGAUACUCAAAACACGAUCUGUUUGUAUGUAUGUUGAUGGCAUCGACCGCUCAGAAGGGGAAACGGCAGCCAAGUUUGUCCAAGACUUUUCAAAACUUCUCGAAAGGUCUCAACCAAAACCUUCUACCAAGGAGCCUACUGUCACACAUGGGCUCAAGAUCAUCUUCUCUAGCACAAUAUUUCCUGCUAAAGAGCCAUUCCCACAAUCAUACAUCAACGUGGACGAGAAGAAUGGGCCAAGUCUGAGACAGUUCCUUAAGGAACAGCUCUCCACCACGGACUCCAACACUAGACAGCUCAUUCUGUCAAAAUCUGGCUCAUCAUUCAUCUCUGCACGUUUGAUUAUUCAACACGUCAAACUGUUCGGUCCGAUGCAGUCUUCUCUUGUCCAACAACCAUCACCUACUCCAGCUCCUAUCUCUUUUUUGCUCGGGGGCUACUUCCAGAACAUGGCGCAACAGGGCAACAAGAGUCUUGCAUCGCUUCUAAGUUGGGUAUGUUUGACAACUAGGCCACUGACUCUGGCUGAGCUGCGAGUGGCCCUGUCGCUCGACAUGAUUCAUAAACUUGAAUCCUUCAAGUAUCUAUUACAGGCAGAGCCAUUCUCUCGAUACAGCUCGGACGAGAGCUUCCAAUCUUGGAUCAAGGCUACUUCAUGGGGCUUGCUCGAAACGGUGACGCUGCGUGGCCAGAAGGUCGUAAAGGUAAUGCAUGACAGCAUUUCAUCCUUUUUCUUAUCCAAGGGGUUGGCUAUUCUAUCGUACGGAUCUCAACCACCGGAGAGCCCGAAUUCCCCGCUCCAAAUUUCACACAAAUCUCUCGCCACGAACCUUCUACGUUAUCUGGUUGUUCUUACCAAAGAACCAAAAUUGCCAAACGGGGAUGAUAAGGACCCUACGUUCGAGCUUCUCGGGUAUGCAGGCGCCAACUGGUCCAACCACAUUUCAGCAGCAGGUCUAGUCAAGCCAGAUGCUUCGAAAAUACUGAAGCUUCUGCAAUGGCCCUCAGACAGUGUCAUGAAUGUCUUGGUAAAAUGGGACCAAGAGAAUCACGCGGUCAGCGAAUUAAAAGGGACACUCUGGGCACACAUAUUUGCAGUAUAUGGACAUGCGUCACUGCUUUCAGUGGCCAUAAAGAAGGUCGGAAACGAGGCCUUGGGUUUAUCAGACAAUCAAAAGAGAACCCCACUGCACCAUGCAGCCCUUCAUGGCCAUCUAGCAGCAUCCAAGCAGCUCCUCAAGUCAGGUGCCAAGGGAGACGCCCGCGCCGCCAAUGGACAGACGGCUCUACAUUAUGCUGUCCUGCAGGGUCAUCAAAGUGUCAUGAAGCCGCUUAUAGACAAUGAUGCAGGCUUAGUGUCUGCUACAAACCAUCUUGCACAGACGCCUCUUCUUUUGGCGGUCAUCCGUGGAACAUCAUCUGCUGUCAAGCUUCUGUUAGAAAGACGCGCUGAUGUCAAGGCGCUGGAUAGGUUUAAGUCCUCUGCAUUGCAUCACGCUGUUGGAACAGACAAGUCAAGUCUACUCAAGCUCCUACUAGACAGCGGUGCGGAAAUGAAUCUGCAGAAUGCUCAAGGCCAUACUCCCCUGCAUCUUGCAAUAUCCGAAAACCGCCCUGCUAUCAUUAAGCUUCUUCUUGAGCGCGGCUGCCGAGUCGAUAUCCCUGAUAUGUCUGGAAGAACCCCUCUUCAUAUGACAGCUGCGUCAGGGAACAAGUCUUGCGCACAAGAACUUCUGAAACGAAAGGUAACAAUUGACACAAAGGACAGGGACGGCCAGACAGCAUUAGUUUAUGCCGUUGAAGGUCUUCAUGUCAGUCUCGUCAAGGUGCUUCUAGGACACAAGUCCGAUGUCAAUGCGAGAAACAAACAAGGAUUCAACAUUCUCAUGCUCGCUGUCAGAGUCAAUCAGGAGAAGAUUGCAAAGCUUUUACUGGAUGCCGACCCAGAUUUGGAUGUCCUCAGCAGUGAAGGCCACACGGUUAUCUUCUAUGCUGUUUACAGGGGAAAAGCAGUAUCACUUCUGUCAGAGAAGGAGCAAUUGGUCGCCUCUCUACUUUUAAAACACUACAAGAAGAAGCAAGUGGUCUGGAACGCUGAGUGGAUAGCUUGCAAAGAGAAGUUCAUGGCAGAGCAUGGGAAGAAGAAAGGCGAUGCCAAACUGAAGACCAAGUCUAAGGCGGGGUCCAAGAAGACGGCAGCACCGCCAUCGGCACCUAUUCCUCACAAGAAACAGGUCCGAAAGCCUGUUGAUGCUAAGUUAGAGGACGUCUCCAAGGCCAGCACAGACUCAAAGAUGCCUGCUCCAAAGCCAAACACCCCUGUGGCAGGGUCUAAGGAAUCUGUCAGACCUAAUCCCAAGCCUACUACCAAGCCUAAUCCUAAGGCGGUUCCCAAAGUUGAUCAUAAAGCGGAUCCUAGACCUGACUCUAAGGCUCAUCAGAACCCUGAUCCUAAGGUCAGUUAUAAGGUUGACCACAAGCCGGAUACCAAGCCUGGAUCUACUGCAACAUCUCAGAGCCACACAGCCGCAAAUGCAUAUUCUCCAUUCAACUCUAGUGGCCCAGUGAUCUCUCCUCCUCUACCGCAACGACCGGCAGCUGCACAAAACAACUCGAUCUCGAUGCCAACUCAAACCCACCAGAAGCAGCAAAACUCCGCUUUCAUGCCAUUCCAACCUCCGCAGUCUACCGUUGGAACAUCAGUACAUACAAGCUUCAACACGGGAUCUGCAAGCCCGACUGGACAUCAACGGCUACCCACUAACCAUAGAAGUAGUUGGGAUAUGUAUACUGCACUUUCGGCGAGCUCCCCAGAGUCAGCCCAGACAACGCCUAUCGUUACAAAGAACCCAUAUACGUCGUAUUCUGGUGCAUCUCAGCAACCCCCUAGAGGAGAUUCUUUCCGGCCCUUCCAGCCAUUCCAGUCUAAUGUAUCCCCUGGAAGUCCUUCAAAUGCAACACCACAGUCCAGAGGCCAGUCUAAUGACAGAUAUUCCUUGCCGUCACAGAGUUCGUAUGCUCAAGGACAGAACUCGUCAGGUAAACAGGCGACUCAGCAAGGAACUGUUCAGGGCUAUCAACCAUUCAGUAUCAACCCUCAGACACCCAGUAUGGUACCAUCUCAUCCUCAGGCAACUGGAAGGAAACCUGUCAAUUCAUCGAUCAAUCCUAUUACAUCGCUGAGUAUCGGACGCAAGCCUGUCGGGGGUCAGCCAGUGACUGGGGCGCCUAGGAAGUCAUCACCUCCUAACCAAAUGCAAGCUUCUCAGUCUCUUGUUGGAAUAGUGCAAACAACACAUGGCAAGUCGCAAGCUCAAAGUGGUGCGGUUUCACCGUUGCCUAUUACCCCUCAAGAAGCUCCAGGGAAACAAUCGAUUACGCCUGUUGCAUCUCAAAGCUCGAUCGCAGCUCAGAAUAGCGCUCUAGGUCACAGUGCCAUUGCAUCUGCGAGGCCCGCUCUGGCUGUGGCUCAGAAACCUGUUGCUCAGGCUGCCACAUCUUCAAAACCUAUUACAAUUCAGCAGCCUACUUCGGCUCAGAAACCUGCCCAGGUCCAGGCCGUAUCGUCUCAGAAACCCUCCGCGACUCCCACUGCUCCAAAGCCAUCUACACAACAACAACCCGCAGCAAUUCAGAAGUCUGCCACGACUCAGCCUUCUUCUCAGAGGCCCUCCAUAGCUGCAAAGCCAUCUAUAUCGCAGCAGCCAACAGUGGCUCAGAAGCCUGUUCCGGUUCAAAGACCUACCCAAGGCCAAGCUGCAUCGUCUCAAAAGCCCUCAACAGUCACCACAGCCCCAAAGCCAUCUACACAACAACAACCCACAAGUCAAAAGUCUACCACAUCCCAGCAGCCUCCUCCGGCCCAGAAACCCGCCCCUCCUCAAAAGCAUGCCGCAGGUCCCACGGCUGCAAAACCAUCUACACUCCAGCAACCUACAAUGACCCAGAGACCCUCCCCACCUCAGAAGUCCACCUCGUUCCAACAAUCUGGCUCUAUUACCAGGCCCUCUCCAGCCCAGAAGCCAGCUCCGACUCAGCAGGCUACUCCGAACGAGAAAAAGCUUGCCCCAUCCGGUCCAGCAACGGCACCAGGAAAGCCUGCCUUGGUUCAAAAUUCCUGCUCACCUGUCCACAAGAAGCCAGCUCCUCCAUCAGCUUAUCCUUCUGGGUACUCGUCGCAGACCCAGUCUACUAGUGGGCAGCGGUCAAUUGAGACAUAUACAGAGAGCCAAGAUACAAAGUACAGCGGUUCUGGAAAUUCAUCUGGGAGGAAAGUCGCAGCAGCAGCGGGUGCUGGCGUCUUGGCAGGUGCCGCUGGGGGAUACUUCCUUUCCAACUAUGUUCAGGAACAUCAUCACUAUGAGUCGAACUCCAUCAACGAUGAGAGUUUCAGGUCGGAUGACGUACAAUACCAGCCUGUUCCACCUGCAAGUUAUACGGAAAACUAUUACCUGGACACACAAGGAGAACCGUCCGAACACUCUGAAGAAUAUUCAGAAGCAGAAGAGUCUGAAGACGGUGGCAAGUCAGAUGAUGAAAGCGAAGACAAUGAUUCAAUCUCUUUUAGUGUAGAAGCUUCAGAUGCAGAUGACUCUGACGAUCAAGUUUUGUCGGAUGAUGAUGAUCUUGAUCUUGAUGAGGUUGAUUCUGAUGAGGAUGAGAUCGAAGAUGAUGUUCAGAGCUUGGACUUUGAUCAAGACGAAUCUGAUAGUCCAGACGUCGCCACUGACUUUACCGAUGAUGACAACGCGGGCGAUAUCAGCGAUAUUGACAACGACGACGACGACGACGAUGAGGAUGCUUCAGAUGAAGAGACGGGUCUUGGCGAUAUGCAGGCAGAGUCAGACAGUGGGCUUGAUACAGACCCAGGCCAAGAUGAUUCUGAUUCUGACGGAGAUGCCGGACAAGACGUCGAUUCGAAUGAAGACAUUGGUAACGAACCGGAGCACUUGCAAGCACAUUAUCAGCAGCAGAUGGUUGAUCAAUCCGAUUCUGAAAAUGAAGCACAUCCAGAGCAAUACGGCCAUUUCCAACACCAGGCUGUUGACGAAACUGAUUCUGAGGAUGAGGUGCAACAGAGCUACUUUCAACAACCGUAUCAGCAACAGGUCUUUCAACAACAAGAGUAUGAUGAAGAAGAACCAGACUAUCACAAAGAUAACCAGCAGCAAAACCACUUCCAGCAACAGACUUUUCAACAACCAGAUUCUGACGAUGAAGAACAACCAGUCCAGUAUGUGAAUCACCAACAGCAGGUCGUUUACCAGUCUGAUUCUGAAGAUGAGGAUGAAAUGCAACAAAAUCAUUACUACGGACAACAUCAGCAUCAGGCGCAAUCUACCUUUGAUGAAGAUUCUGAUGAUCAGGUCGAUGUUGAUUCUGAUAAUGAGGUAGACGAACAGACUGGUAAUAACGAAGGAGGGAAUGGCUACGGCCAGCAAAACCAUGGUGUUUAUGAAGGUGCAGGGUAUGAUUCUGACUAUUAG
This is a messenger RNA of Fusarium venenatum, 6225 nucleotides long. NCBI's taxonomy places the organism in Eukaryota, Fungi, Ascomycota, Sordariomycetes, Hypocreales, Nectriaceae. The record is from RefSeq and is a predicted model, not a curated record.